Molecule: messenger RNA, 771 nt
Organism: Impatiens glandulifera
Lineage: Eukaryota; Viridiplantae; Streptophyta; Magnoliopsida; Ericales; Balsaminaceae
Product: thiosulfate sulfurtransferase 16, chloroplastic
Exons: 6
Coding region: 35-586 (183 amino acids)
Source: RefSeq, a predicted model, not a curated record
GGAAAUUAUAAUAAUAAUAAGAUUUCAGAUAAACAUGUUGUCAAAGAUAAUCAUGGUUCAAUCCAUUUCUUCCACCCUUCCUCAGCUUCUUCAUCAUUAUCCACAAGCCCAUACCAGGAGAGUUAAUUCGAUUUCAUCGAGACUUGAGAUACCAAAGAAUCGAAACAACAUUAGGAAGAUCCUCGACAGCACCAGUUGGGUUGCUACGGCGGCCGGAGGGGGAAACGUGCAGUCUGUGUCUAUUCCAACUUCGGUGCCGGUUCGUGUAGCUCAUGAGCUUCUUUUGGCUGGACAUCGAUACUUGGACGUCAGAACUCCUGAAGAAUUCAGUGCUGGACAUCUUGUUGGGGCCAUCAAUGUUCCUUACUUGUAUAGAGUUGGAUCAGGAAUGACUAAGAAUUCUCAAUUCUUGGAGGAAGUACUUUCACAUUUUGGGAAAGACGAUGAAAUCAUAGUGGGAUGUCAACUUGGUAAAAGAUCAUUCAUGGCAGCAACUGAUCUUGUUUCUUCUGGGUUUACAGGCAUUACAGACAUGGCUGGAGGAUAUGCUGCUUGGACACAAAUUAGACUCCCAAUAGAAUCUUGAUCCCAAAUGAAGAACAUUUAAGUAAUCAAUAAAAAUGAAUAUUGUUGUUGUAUCAAGAAUCCACCCUAAUUAAUAAAGGGUUUAUGUGAAUAUUAAGAAUUCUGACAACAUCAAGUUUGUCUGUCUGUCUGUCUUUGUAUGUAAUGGUUGACAGACAUUCCACUCAAUGAAAUCAGUUUCUCCUU